Messenger RNA from Oenanthe melanoleuca, 1865 nucleotides. RefSeq names its product BSD domain containing 1 (gene BSDC1). The transcript has 11 exons. Gene Ontology annotation, cellular component: cytoplasm. The record is from RefSeq and is a predicted model, not a curated record. Lineage: Eukaryota; Metazoa; Chordata; Aves; Passeriformes; Muscicapidae. The coding region runs from base 75 to 1415 and encodes 446 amino acids.
CAGAGAGGCACGGCUCCGGGGCGGGGUCAGAGGGGUGAGGGGUCGGUAAAUAUUGGUGACGUCACACCGCCAAGAUGGCGGAGGGGGAGGACGGCGGCUGGUGGCGGAGCUGGCUGCAGCAGAGCUACCAGGCUGUCAAGGAGAAGUCCUCAGAGGCUCUGGAGUUCAUGAAGAGGGACCUGGCUGAGUUCACCCAGGUGGUGCAGCACGACACCGCCUGCACCAUCGCCGCCACGGCCAGCGUGGUCAAGGACAAGCUGGCAAGGGCAGAAGGCUCCUCAGGUGCCACUGAGAAGGUGAGGAAGGGGCUCUCUGAUUUCCUGGGGGUCAUCUCGGACACCUUUGCCCCCUCCCCGGACAAGACCAUUGACUGUGACGUUAUCACACUGAUGGCAACACCCUCAGGAACCACUGAGCCCUAUGACAGUGCCAAGGCUCGUCUCUACAGCCUCCAGUCCGACCCAGCCACCUACUGCAACGAGCCUGAUGGCCCUGCUGAGCUGCUGGAGGCCUGGCUCGCUCAGUUCAGCCUGGAGGAGAGGAAAGGGGAGAUUGCAGAGCUGCUGGCAACCAGCCCUUCCAUCCGGGCACUCUACACCAAAAUGGUCCCUGUGGCUGUUUCCCACUUGGAGUUUUGGCAGCGCUACUUCUACAAACUGCAUCGCCUGGAGCAGGAUGAAGCCCGCAGGGAGGCUCUGAAGCAGCGAGCGGAGCAGAGCGUGCACCAAGAGGAGCCAGGCUGGGAGGAGGAUGAAGAGGAGUUCUUGGGGAUGUCCCCCCUGCCUUGUGCAAACAUCACAUUUCCAGGAGCAGCACAGAAAGAACCCACCCCAACAGCCCCAGAGGGAAACCCCCCUGCUGGGGAGAGCUGGGCUGUGCUGCCCCCAGAGCUGGUCCCAGUGGAGCAGAGCCCCUCAGAGAGCAGCGAGAGCGUGUCCCUUGUGACUCAGAUUGCAAACCCUGCCUCUGUGCCUGCCACCCAGCUACAGACUGCAGCUCCUCCCCUGGGCACCGGCCACCUCUCCCAGAGGCUGGUGGAGGCCACCUUGGAAGAGCAGAGCUCCCUGCCAAAACCCCCAGAAGCUGCUCAGCCUUCUGCACCUGCCCAGGAAUCAGCAGCAUCCUCAGAGGCAGCAGCUGGAACAGAGCUCAGAGAGCUGGAGAGCAGAGGCCAGGGCAGGACAGAGACUCUGAGAGAGGAAGGGCCCACAGAUCUGCGAGUCUUCGAGCUCAACUCGGACAGUGGCAAAUCCACCCCCUCCAACAACGGCAAGAAAGGCUCCAGCACGGAUAUCAGCGAGGACUGGGAGAAGGACUUUGAUCUGGACAUGACAGAGGAGGAGGUGCAGCUGGCACUGUCCAAGGUGGAAAUGUCUGGGGAGCUGGAAGAUGAAGAGUGGGAAGACUGGGAAUAAAGCAGCUGCUUCCAGUGUGUGUCACAGGCUCAUUUCCACCAUCGAAUGUGAAUUCAAUCACGGACGGCUGUUCCUUUGUGUGUGACUGUGCUGGGGGUUGCAGCUCCAGCCUGGAGGAGUUCCAUUCCUGCUAAAACCUGUGGGCAGCUCAAGUGACCCCCUCAGGUCCAGGAGGAAGAAGCAGGAGGUCACUGGCACACAGGAGCCUGACUUCUCCAUAGGUCCUAGAGACUGGCCAAGCCAAAACUGACCCUGACGUGUUGGGAAGAGGCAGAGUGAGGGGUGCCUGGGCCAGCUGGGCACUCAGAGCCCUGCCAGCUGUGCUGGGUGCUGCCAGGCUGCCAGCUGGCUCCUUCCUUGCUUGUGUGUGCACGUGUAACCUGCAGCUGAGAGGCUCCUGGAUGUGGCUGUGCCUGCUCUGCUCGCUGCUCUGCAAUUCCCAGCCAGAAA